Messenger RNA from Pisolithus orientalis, 1838 nucleotides. Its product is annotated as cytochrome P450. The record is from RefSeq and is a predicted model, not a curated record. Gene Ontology annotation, molecular function: monooxygenase activity; oxidoreductase activity, acting on paired donors, with incorporation or reduction of molecular oxygen; heme binding. Lineage: Eukaryota; Fungi; Basidiomycota; Agaricomycetes; Boletales; Pisolithaceae. The transcript has 11 exons. Bases 1 to 1653 code for a protein of 550 amino acids.
AUGGGCCCCGACCUGUAUUCUAUGUUCCUAACUGUCCGCAACACUCUGGGUCGCUUAGUCACUUUGAUCGACGUCGCGGCUAUCAUUGCUGUCAUCUGGGCACUUCGUGGUGCCUUACGAGUUGCUCGAGGGACCUUCAUCACCACUAGGCUUCGCGGACCACCUAGAGCCAACCUCAUAUUUGGCGCAAUGAAACAAAUCAUCCAAUCACCAGAUCCUAGUGCUUUAUUCGAAACAUGGGCCAGGGAAUUUGGUGUAGUUUAUGAAGUCCCGACUACCCUUGGCGGGAGGAAGAUCAUGUUAUCUGACCCAAAAGCACUCGCACACUACUAUUCUCGGGAAACAUGGACAUAUGUACUCACAGAAGAUACCAGGCUUAUCCUUAGACGCACUGAAUUUUGUGGGCACAAGGCGAAGACUACAAGAGGCAGGCACGGGCAACGCAAAUCCUUGACACCUGCGUUCAGCCAAGCUGCCAUACGGAAGCUCACCCCCAUAUUCUUUAAUUCCACCCACAAAGCGAAAGCUGCAUGGGACACCAUGAUUGAUGCCAGUGGCAGCGAUAACAUUGUCAUCAAAGUCCAGAACUGGAUGAACCGUAUUUCGCUUGAUUCCAUCGGACUGGCAUGUUUCUCUCACGAUUUCGGCACCCUUGAUGGCAAGCCAGCUACAGUGACUGAGGUAUUUGAUACGAUUGCAUCAGCCCCGAAGGGAUCGGCCGUGGAUAUGGGAUUCAUCCUUCUCUCGGUAGUGUUCCCUUGGCUUAUGUAUUUGCCGACACCGAGGAUCAAACUGCUCCGUGGGAUGCAAGAAACUAUGGAAGAUAUCUCGACGAAGUUGCUAGCAAGGAUAAUGAGGGAGAAAGAAGAAGGAGUUCUUGAUGGCAAAGAAGAGAAGUCAAUCAUCGGAAUGCUGAUGAAGGCCAACGACUCGGACUCUGAUAUUCGAUCGUCUCCAGAGGAAGUCCUGGCGCAAAUGAAGAUCCUCCUUGCGGCCGGGUAUGAAACGACAUCUAUUUCCAUGACAUGGGCUUUGCUUGAACUUGCGAGGAACCCUGGCGUACAAAACAAACUGCGCCAGGAACUCUUAGCAUUUGGUGGAGAACCGACAUACAACCAGCUACAAAGCAACUUACCGUAUCUCGAUGCUGUGGUACACGAGAUCCUGCGAGUCCAUCCUCCUGUGACGGACCUUCUUCGUGUGGCGGUGGAGAAUGAUAUUAUCCCUCUCUCAGAGCCUGUUGUAACUAAGUCUGGCGAAGUCGUCAAUAGCCUCACUGUAGCAAGUGGCACUCAUAUUGGAAUACCUAUCGCCUCUAUCAACAAAUCUACCGAAAUAUGGGGAUCAGACGCAAAGGUGUUCCGACCAGAACGCUGGCUGGAGGAAAAUGGCAUUCCAAAGAAGGCACAAGAUAUUCAGGCAUACCGACAUCUACUGACAUUUGUGGACGGCCCAAGGACCUGCAUUGGCAAAGGAUUUGCGCUGACCGAGUUCAAAGUGGUAUUGUCAGUGCUGGCGAAGAACUUCGUGUUUGAGAUGAGAGACGGACCCGAUACAAGAGUGGAGCUUGUAAUGGGAGUGUUGCUGAGGCCUAGGAUAGCUGGAGAACAGGGUAGUGAUGUGCCAUUGCGUAUACGCCGUUACGAAGGAUGAUGGACACUUCGAGUUUGCGUUGACCGGUGAUAAGCUAAAAUAUGUUUUUUCUUUCUUGCGACCAUACAACAUUUGAUGUAUCGUAACUUGUAAAGUACGUUGCGACAAGUAGCUGAUUGAUAUCAUGGUACGGUGAAAGUUGAGAAUGAUCGUAAUAACCGAGUUCAUCUUCAGGAACCAGGUUG